Messenger RNA from Lottia gigantea (owl limpet), 432 nucleotides. RefSeq lists its product as hypothetical. The coding region runs from base 1 to 432 and encodes 143 amino acids. Lineage: Eukaryota; Metazoa; Mollusca; Gastropoda; Lottiidae. The transcript has 4 exons. The record is from RefSeq and is a predicted model, not a curated record.
AUGACUUAUUCAAGAUCAUCAGACUAUCACACACGAACAGAGAUUACAGCCUGUGACCCCAUCAACAAGAACCUACAGACGAGAACAGGAAAGAAUGUCCGAGCUGGGAAAGUGAUAAGAGUUGAUAAAAAUGGGUUUGAGAAUUUUGAUGAUUAUUUUGGUGGGAAUAUAUCGGGAUCUGAUUCGUCUAUAAAUAUCACGUUAGAUCAUACGUUACAUACUAAUAAAAAUUUACUACAAAACUCCAGUGAUGAUAGUAAAACUAAAGGCAAGAAACUCACCACUAAAAAGACACAGAAGUCUACAAAUAAAGGAGAUAGGAACGCUAUUUUCAAAUUGGCAUCAACUACCAGUAUGCCAACUCCAGAAGAAUCAGCAUGUACCUGUGUCUGUUUAUUAAAAGUAAGAGUAUUAGAAUGGUUCGAGAUAUAG